CCCGGCUCCCAUGGGGUGGUUCAGUCCGAGCAGGGGUUCCCGUCCGGCGUGCGCUGCGCCCGGGCUGGGGAUUCCCUUCUGCGCUCGCCGGACCUGGGACGAUGCCGCUGCUGCCUCUCUUGCAGAGGACGCUGCCCAGGGUGGGGCUGCGAUGGCAACACCGUGUGGCUGUAGAAGUGGCCAACGAACCUGUCUUGGAAUUCAAGCCAGGGAGCUCCGAGCGACUGGCUCUCCAGAAGGCUCUGAACAACUUGAAAGGCAAGACUGAAGCAAUCCCAUGCGUCGUUGGGGGCGAGGAGGUGUGGACGGCUGACGUGAGGUAUCAAGUGUCGCCUUUUAAGCAUUCACACAAAGUGGCCAAAUACUGCUAUGCAGAUAAGGACUUACUGAACAAAGCCAUCAAUGCUGCUGUCGCCGCACGGAAGGAGUGGGACCUUCGGCCUGUCCAAGACCGGGCAAAGAUCUUUUUCAAAGCAGCUGACAUGUUGAGUGGCCCCAGGAGGGCAGAAGUGUUGGCAAAGACCAUGGUUGGGCAGGCUAAGACGGUUAUUCAGGCUGAGAUCGACGCGGCUGCAGAGCUGAUUGACUUCUUCCGGUUCAAUGCCAAAUACGCCGUGGAACUGGAGCAGGACCAGCCCCUCAGCGUCCCCCCCAGCACCAACAGCAUGGUCUAUCGGGGCCUGGAGGGUUUUGUUGCUGCUGUCUCCCCCUUUAAUUUCACCGCCAUUGGAGGAAACCUGGCAGGGACUCCCGCUUUGAUGGGUAACGUGGUCCUCUGGAAACCCAGCGACACUGCUGUCCUGUCAAACUAUGCCGUCUACAAGAUCCUCUUGGAAGCCGGCCUCCCUCCCAACAUCAUUCAGUUUGUCCCGGCUGAUGGCCCCGUUUUUGGUGACACGGUGACGGGCUCAGAGCACUUGUGUGGGCUCAACUUCACCGGCAGCGUCCCAACUUUCAAGCGCCUCUGGAAGCAGAUCUCUGAAAACCUGGAUCGGUACCGCACCUUCCCACGCCUGGCUGGAGAAUGUGGCGGGAAGAACUUCCAUUUUGUGCACGCCUCGGCCGACGUCCCCAGUGUGGUGAGCGGGACUCUGCGCUCUGCCUUCGAGUACAGCGGCCAGAAGUGCUCGGCCUGCUCCCGCCUUUACGCCCCCGAUUCUCUGUGGCCCCGCAUCAAAGCCAUGCUCCUGGAGGAGCACCAGAAGAUCAAAGUGGGAGACCCGGCAGAAGACUUUGAAACGUUUUUUUCUGCUGUGAUUGACCAGAAGUCUUUUGGGCGCAUCCAGAAGUGGAUCAAACACGCCGAGACGUCGCCCAACCUUGACAUCCUUGCUGGGGGGAAAUGUGACGACACGGUCGGCUAUUUUAUCCAGCCGAGCAUAAUCGAAACCCGGGACCCAAAAGAUCCCAUCAUGCAGGAGGAAAUUUUCGGCCCUGUCCUGGCAGUCUACGUGUACCCGGAGAAGCGAUACCAAGACAUCCUCCAGCUAAUAGACAGCACUUCUCCAUAUGGCCUCACGGGGGCAGUCUUUGCCCAGGAUAAAGCUGUUGUCGCCGAAGCCACACGACUCCUCCGCAAUGCAGCCGGCAAUUUCUACAUCAACGACAAGUCGACCGGCUCCGUCGUGGCACAGCAGCCCUUUGGGGGUGCUCGUGCUUCAGGAACCAACGACAAGCCCGGAAGCCCUCACUACAUCUUGCGCUGGACAUCGCCCCUGGCCAUCAAGGAGACCCAUGCGCCCUUAGGGGACUGGAAAUACCCAUACAUGCAGUGAAGUCCUUUACCAGCGCCUUUCUCACGGACACCACCUGGCACAACUGCUGGCCUGUUACAAGUUUCGCAGUAGCCAGUUUCUAAUGAUGUUUGCUAGAAUGUAGGAGCUGCGUUCAUUCCCCCACCUCCAGUAGCCCUUAGGAAGCUUCAUUCCCGUUUGCGGAGGAGUCUUUUGAACGGAUGGUUACAAAAUUGGUUUUGGCAACAACCACUGCAGUUUUUUUUCGCUGUCUCUGUUGUUACUGAAGAAGCUCCGGUGAAUUUCUGAGUCAAGCCAAGCGAAGUAUUAUUGUGGCAGGUCUGAGUUCCUAAAAUGCCUCACCCUGUGCUCGAGCAGGCCCUCCACCUUGGGGACAGGUUUCUCCACCGUGCAGGACUGAGCAAAAUUUGGUUUGUCUGCUCUCUCUAAGCCAGAGCAGGUUUGCAAAAGUGCCUGUGGAGGAAAUGGGUUGUAGCUGCCUAGAAGAACUACCCAGAACCAGAACGAAUUUUAAAAGAAAGAAGUGCCAAGACGACUCCUUGGAAUCCUGGGUCGGAUUGUCUCCAAAACCGGACUAGAUCCCUAUUGGUCAAUGCAGGGUGUUUCUCUUUGGCUCAAAUCCUUAAGCAGAAAAAACAACGGAUGUUGUUGGCAGGGGCAUGCUUGGAUGACGCUUUGAUGAGCGUGGUGGUUCAGAAGUUUCAUAGGCACAUGUUUUGGCUAUAGUUCUUAAAACGUGGAAAAAGAACACACUGGAAAAUUUUAAGACCCAUUUUAAAGAUCUGAUAGCAGCAUGGGCAUAGUUUCCACUGAGGUUCUCAGCCUACGUCAGGACCCUGCCACUUCAGACUGAAGGCAGGGUGUACAAGACUGAAUGUGCCUCCAUACAAAAUGCCCCUUCAUGUAGAAAUCUAGCAGUUCAAGGAGAAAGCUUGAAUUAACACCCCCCUUCCCUGACAAGCUGGUUUUCUGUGUGAUGGGGUUUUGUUUAAUGGAGGGACGUUCUACCACACGAGCGUUAUCUAUCUUCCUUUUUUUGCAUUUUGAAGCUGGGAGCUUCCCUGUCAUUGAAAUGCUCAGAUGUGCGUUACUAUUAAAUCAGUGCCUUCUGUUCACCCAGCAAUUCUCUGCUCUUACAACUGCUAAGUAUGUACCAGGGAGUCCCUGCCCUGCCCAAAAGCAUCAGAAGCCAGAAGGUCCAAAAAAGUAUAAUCUUUUAGACCUUGCACAGCUUGGGCCUUGGGCAUCUCUGCGAAGGGCUCUUUUAUCUUAGUAGUCAGUUUUAUCCCAGCUUGGCCUGGGAUGCUUCAUGACUGUGUAAAGCUGAAAGUUUCAACACUGGAUUUACUUCAUUUUGAGGGGGAGGGGGCCCCACACCUUAGUUUAUGAGGUCCGUUUGAUCAGUCACCUCCCAGGCUGGAACCGCUUACGCAGAUGUGGAACUGGGUCUCUCUGGACCUUUUACAUCACAACUCAGGUAGCUGCCAGUGUUUUUACCAGCCCCCUCCCCAGGAGAAUGUCAUAUUGAUGGAUGGACGGAUGCAGAAAGGGGAUUGUUUGUGAUGGGCUGUUUGUGCUGCUUGAAUAAUUACUGCUAAUAAAGGAUUUUAAAAAUCA
Eublepharis macularius is the source of this 3371-nucleotide messenger RNA. RefSeq names its product aldehyde dehydrogenase 4 family member A1 (gene ALDH4A1). Gene Ontology annotation, molecular function: L-glutamate gamma-semialdehyde dehydrogenase (NAD+) activity. NCBI's taxonomy places the organism in Eukaryota, Metazoa, Chordata, Lepidosauria, Squamata, Eublepharidae. The record is from RefSeq and is a predicted model, not a curated record. The transcript has 15 exons. The coding region runs from base 102 to 1775 and encodes 557 amino acids.